AUGGCGUUGACUACUGGGGGCUACAACAACAUGUCAUCAACACUUCGUCGGCAAGCUCGCGAGCUUAGUGCAGAAGCUGACUCGCUGCAAAAGCUUGAGAUGCGGAAGUCGGCGGAGAAGCUGCAGCCGCAAGCGUGUGAGGUUUGUGGCAUGGGGUACCUGGACGAGGAGGAGUACAAAGCACAUUUGACUUUUCGCGUGCAUGAAGGCUACCAGCAAGUUCGUGACAAGUAUGAGGAACUCGAGAAGAAGCGUGCACAAAGGGCCCGUAAAUCCAAGGCUCGGGCGAAAAGCCAGCCGCAGCCAAGUACAAGCCAAGAACCUCCAAAACGAGACGCUCGCCUUACCGUAGCAUUAGGGACCAGUUCGCACUUGCAGUUCUUCCAGCAGCAGAAGCUUCCCGUGGAAGCUGCUUCAAUCUUGGAACAUGGCAGCCACCACAGCUUUGCCAGUUCAUCUGCCAUUUCAGUCAGCAAGGCUGCCCAUGCCGCUAAUGGCGAGAAAUCGGCCAGCUUGCCUCGACUUGGCAAAUGUUUGCGCGUUUGUCAUGUUUCAGAAAUUUGA
Symbiodinium natans is the source of this 564-nucleotide messenger RNA. The record is from the annotation of a GenBank genome assembly. Lineage: Eukaryota; Dinophyceae; Suessiales; Symbiodiniaceae.